This is a messenger RNA of Linum trigynum, 1348 nucleotides long. The record is from the annotation of a GenBank genome assembly. NCBI's taxonomy places the organism in Eukaryota, Viridiplantae, Streptophyta, Magnoliopsida, Malpighiales, Linaceae.
GCUUUUAGAGGUGAAGAGUGUCCAGAUACUGAUUUAGUUGUUCUUCCAUUCAUUGGGUGAUACCAACCAAUCUUGAGCAGGUACGCAACUUUCUUUGCUUACUAGAUAAACAAUAGGCUCAGAACUUAGAAAUUGAUUAGAUAAGUGCGCAAUAUAUUCAGUUGAGAUUUUAAGUGUUAUUUUGCUUCUUAUAUAUAAGGUUUGCAUCAUUGGUAGUAGUUUGAAUGAACUAUUUUUGUACAUACUUUGACAGGAGCUGAAAUAUUUUGCAUCUCGCAAUUGAAAUGCUGGACAAGAAUUGGGUUUCGAAACCACGGGAAAGUAUUGCAUAUCGCAAUGGAGUAGAUAACUUUUUGAACUUUGCAUUUGCUAAUUCAGCUGAGGGAGAUCAGAUUGUGUGUCCUUGGUUCUCGCAAUUCAAACUCUAAUUAAGCAUGAUAAGCGUCGUCAGACACAAAGUAGUGGAGUAACAUUGACAACCAUGACCUCUAGUUUUGCUAGCGCCAGAGAUAAGAGCCCGGUGCUCGCUAAUGUUGCUUAUUAUGGGGCUAUUGAAGAGAUUCUCUAGUUGGAUUAUUAUGGACACUUCAAAAUUGUCUUGCUCAAGUGCAAGUGGUUUCACUCGGAAAGGGAUGACUACGGGCUUAUUCGGGUCAAUAUGAAGAAAUUAUUAUACAAAAAUGACCCGUUUGUCAUGGCAAAUCAGGUAAGCCAAGCAUUUUAUGUACAAGACCCCGUGGAACAAGAUUGGCACUAUUUCAUGGAGGCAAUCCCUCGGGACUUAUUUGACAUGGGAGCUGAAAGUUCGUUGGAUGAGGCUGCUUCUUCUUCACAGGAGUUCAGAGUUGAUGCUUUGCAGAAUGUUGUACCAGUUGAUAACAGUGACAUUCAAUGGUCGCGGGAGGAUGUCGAUGAAAUACUAGUUGACAACCCUGAAGACAUUGCUAUGCAUGAUGAUCGUGCUCCAACUGAGGCUGAAGUGACGGAGAAUGAACACUCAGGUGAAGCUGAAAUGAUGGAGCAUGUACAUAAACACUCAAGAGAAGCUGAAAUGUCAGAUGAUGAAGACGGAUUCUCAAGUGAAGAAGAACCUGCAGAUGAUGUAGAUGAAUACUCUGACUGGUUAGUUAAUCAUUACACACUCAAGGACUACAAGCAAGCUCCUGAGGUAACCUAGUUAACCAACUACCAUUGGUGCUGUUUCUCUUUUAUUGAUAAUGACUAUGGAGUAAGGGCUAACCUAGUUAACCAACUAACAUCCUACUGCUUGCAUGAAAAAUGGUAUCUAAUAAUAUACAGAAUGAACAUUUUGGGUGACACCGACCCUUAAUAAAUAAGGAUUCCACGU